GGAGUCCCGAUGCACGACCGGCCCGUCGAUGCCACCAAUGUCGGUCGCCCAGGCACCAUGAUGUGAUAUCGUGGCCUGGCUGGUCCCAGCUGUGCUGCGAACAGUGCCCGUCUGCCGUCCACAAGGGCUUGCGAUCCUCCAUGAAGGCCUCUACCGCCGCAGCCAUUCAAUUCUCGAGACCGACUCGAUGCACUUGCCAACGGCAGCGCACUGGCGGCGUCUGCUUCGCCGUGCUUGCUUCGCUGCCCUGGCCCACUUGCCGAUCCCCAUAUCGGACCACCUUAUUUAUGAUCCUGCACUCCCUCUUCUCACUUUGGAUUCCCAUUGUCACUCUAUUCUGCAGCGCUGUUUCACUUCUCCUGUAUAGUGCCGUUUCCGUCCCUGUUCGUUCCGACCGUUUUGUCUGUCUUGUUCGGUGUCUCCAUUCCUUCGAUUCCAUUCCAUUGAUACUCUCCAGUCAACCUGCAAAGUCACCACACCCAUCCCUUUUUGUUUUGUUUUGUUUUGUUUUGUUUUUGUUUAUGAUCAUGUCUGUCGUUUUCAUCAGCUCUUGUACCUUUAGUCUGCGCCUAUCGUGUCAGCCUUGCGCUCAUGCGCUCCGCUAGUUUUGUCCCGGCCACAUCCCCACGCCCGCUCUCUCUUUCUCUCCCCGCUCACCUGUCUUCUAUUUACAGUUCAUCCAAAAACGAAACGGGAGACCCUGUUUUGAGCCAGGGUCGUCGCUUUUUUCUUGGUCCUGAAUACACACGCCAUCCAUUGUCCA
Molecule: messenger RNA, 763 nt
Organism: Polychytrium aggregatum
Lineage: Eukaryota; Fungi; Chytridiomycota; Chytridiomycetes; Polychytriales
Exons: 1
Coding region: 141-605 (154 amino acids)
Source: RefSeq, a predicted model, not a curated record